CAGCAGACCGCGCAGAGCGAACAGCGCAGCGCCACGCCGACCGUGUGUCCGUCACAGAGCUCCACACCUUCACUGGAUUUCAAAGACAACAACAGCAACAGUGGAUAAACUGAGCGAAUGUGGGGUCCGCACAGGUGAAGAAUGCGAACUGCUUCUCCGCCAUCUGUCCAUCAACAAAUCAAGUGCAUCGGUGCCGGCCACCCUCAAGCCAGCUCAACCACGACGGGCGUCAAACAAAAGUCUCGACCUGGCGUCCCUUAAACGCCCUGUGCAAAGCAAAUAUUUGAGGCUGGUAUAUCUCAUUUCUCCCGGCAGUCGCCACUGAAAAGAUCAACAGUGAAGGGUGUUGUUGGUGGAGAAAAAGAGAGAAGAAAAAGUGGGGGAGGAAGAAGUAACCCUUUCAAACUACACCCUGCCUGCUAUUUCUGCUGCACUGUGGGCAGGGAGCAUCUCAUUUGGGAGAGCUUCAGGCUGACAAAAAAGGACUUCCCUGUUCCCUGCCUAUCCAGAUGCCUUUAUAAAUACUGGAUAGAGAUAUCAAUUUGCCUGGGUUCUUACACUGCCCAACAAAGAGUCAGUUGGCUAUCUAUAGAAAAAGUUACAACAAUCUUGGAUUUUGUGGUUUCCUGAAUUGCUACUUGGUCUAUUAUUGUUCAAAAAACAUUUAAGAGCUGUGAGUACAGGAAUGGGAGCUGCCAGAGUCCUCUAUAGUUAGAAACCUUUCUAAACGCUCCCACUAGGCUUGAAAUUUCACAGAGCUUACAACAGCUCACUGUGGGACGUCGGGAGCUGUGAGUCAGUUUGGAGGCUGCAGUUUUGAUGUCUUUUCCAGCUCGGUGAAUUAACAUGAAGCCCCUAACGCCAAUUGGAUCUCCUUCACCUCUGAGGCUUCUCAACAAGGGUCCAGACUACUUGCGUAGGCAGAUUGAUGGCGGCGGUCACGGCCGCUCAGUCAGCGCCGUGGAGAGACUCGAGGCAGACAAAGCCAAGUAUGUUAAAAGCCAGCAGGUGAUCAACACCAAGCAAGAGCCUGUACUUGUACCCUGCGCCACCCCACCGCCGCCACCCCGGCGAGCAAUCACCAUCCCUGGAAGCCUGACGCCUCAUCUUCCCCCACGGCGUCCGUCCAACACUCCAUUCCCUCCGGUCUGCGGCUCCUUCGCUGCAAGAGACGAAAAUGAAAACGACGACUCGAGAAAGGAGAACAGACGGACUUCUGUCGAUGUUGAGGCACAUAACAGGAGCAAUGUGAACAAUGCUCCCCCCAGCCCGCGCACACCUGGACUUAACACCUUGGUAGCGCCACACAGCGCUCCCAUUCUCCGAAGGAGUACAGGCAAACGCAUGCUGAGGCCGGACUCCCUCGUCAUCUACCGAAGACAGUUUGGAGAGUUGCGGCGCUCCAAGUCAGACUUACAUCUGCGCUGCUCAGUAGCGUUAUCAGAGCAGGAGCAUUUCUUUGACUUCUGUGGCCUGGACGUAGAUAUGGUAGAGCGUCUGGGUCGCCAGAAUUUCCUCUCAGGGGCCAGCUCUAUAGACACUCUCUCGUUGGCGCUUCGCAGCGUGGGCGGGGACGGCUGUGGAGGCUCGGAGCCCAGUGAGUUCUCCCGCCACUCAGGAGAUGGACUGUUUGAGGAGGAGCUGGCUGAGCAGCUUCCCACUGGCGUGUCGAUAAUUGAGAGAAAUGCUCGCGUCAUCAAAUGGCUUUACGGGUGUAAAAACGCCGCCCGCGAAGGACCCAAAGAAUCAACGGUUUGAUAGAUGGACGAGGAUUCUUGUGCCAUUGAGAGCUGUGGAGGUGUUGUGUAUUUCACAUAAAUUUAAAGUACGUUAUCCUCUGUGGGCUGCAACAGAGUGCAACAUUUGUUUGGUUUUUUAACUUUUGAGGCUCAAACAGUUUCGUUAAUCGAAUCUGGCUUCAAAAUAUGAUUUGAAUUUUUACAUUUCAAACGAGAGUCAAAGACCCUGGAUUUGUUUCAGUGGUCAACAUUCACAGGAUUAGCAUUUCAUGACACGCAUCUACCUUUGCUCUCUUCACUCCAAAGGCACAGCUUCUUUAAAUUAGAGAAUAACUGCUACUACUUAUAUCCUGUCAAUCUGAUUUGUUGUAUUUAUAAAGCCUGUGGAAGUAUUUUGUGACCUUUACGGCAAAUGGAGCUAUUUUCCGUCGCAUUUUUUUCCCCCAUUAUCAUAAAUGUGUAUGAGUGUGCAUGUGGAGUGGGCGCUGGAUUACUGUCCUCUCCAUUUGUAGCUUCUUUUCAUUUAUUUGCAUAACCAGAUAAGAACUGAUUUGAAAUGAGCCCCCUGUGAAUCCUCACAAGGCACAUAAGUGUAUGUUUGUUUGACACAGUCAACACAGCUUAGCCUCCUUGACAUCACCGCUCUCCCUAAUGACUAAUUUAAAAUGGAAAACCACUAAGCUAUGUUUUUUUCCAAACAGGAAAAAUGCUGUGUGAGUGUGAAGUGAACCAUGAGUACCUCAUUCGAAUCUGUCCCAGUUUAGUUUGUGUGUCGCUUUUUUCCUUUUUUACUCCUUAAACGCAGGCGUUGGAACAAACAUGUGAGGCACCCCCAUGGGGUUGUUAAUGCACUGAACUGGACAGAGUGAGGAAAUGACACAUAGAAAUAUAGUUUUGACUCCUUACAGAUAUUUCAUCUCAUAUAAUGUUAAUCACUGAGCUGGAUUCAAAGAAGCUUCUUUGUCCUGAAAAAAAAGGAGCCAUGCUUAGCUAGUUUUCAUUAUUUGAAAUUCAUUUUUCAACCCUUAGUUAGGAUCAGUGUUCAGGAUAUUUAAUGUGACCCACUCACAGAUUUCCACACCUAUUCAGUGGUCACUGCUGGGUAAGCUUAAGAGUUUCAGGAAUGAAAACAGGGAUAAACACCCUGUCUGUCCUGUGACUGUGAACUGGACUUCAGCAGGCGAAUAUUUGUGUUUCACUGAAAUUUCAAGACUGAAUAUAUAUAAAAAAGUAAUAUAUUAUAAGAGUAAAAGAACUCAAGCUGACAGGCCUUUCCUGCCAGAUGCUUUAGGAUGUCAUUUCCACCAUCAGGCAGCUUACAGAUGUUAACUCGGUCAACCAUUCCCAUCACAAAACAUGCAAAAGGGGGCUGCUCUCCCUGAUAACCGCAGAUCCUACCUCACCUUCACCUCAUCCAUUCUUCAGUUAUUCCCGCUUUAUCUUAAUGAAAGGUCAUUUCCAUUGCUUGCCCUGGACUGCGCCACUGUAAUGUGAACUGCUGAGGUAUGUGGAGGUUAGACUGAGAGUAUUACUGAACUCAAGGGCAUGUUAUUUUUGUACACGUGAUAAAAUAACGCAGUUACUUGCAAUGUCAAUUAUUUUCUGUAUUUAUCAUGAGCAUGGCACACUCCUGAGAAUCUUUCCACCUGGAUUUUUUUCAGAUCUCCCUGUUAAGAAAAAAAAUAAAAAUUUGUUUGCAUGUUUUGCAAAGUGGCGACGUAACUUCUGAUUCUCCUUUUUUUAAUUUCACACACGAGAGGUUCGGCUUUUAUUCCAAAGAAGUUUGUGUAUGAUGUACACAGCAAAUAAACACA
Molecule: messenger RNA, 3553 nt
Organism: Neolamprologus brichardi
Lineage: Eukaryota; Metazoa; Chordata; Actinopteri; Cichliformes; Cichlidae
Source: RefSeq, a predicted model, not a curated record